AAGACAGUGUCUGCUCUACGCAGUGAAGUAGAAGAAGAAGAUAAAACAGAUAGCAUGGAUUGAGUGAGUAACAAAGCAAGGAGCCAGAAGAAUCCAUCCAUCAACAUGCCCGCCAUUUCUUCCCCACCCUGUCUCCUCUUCUUCAACUCUCCCCUUAGUCUUCCAUGCAAAACAUUUUCAGCAUGUAGUAUGCUGUCUUCGGUUGAUCGAAAGAUGGAAAACACAAACAACUUCUUGAAUUACAAUUUGAGAGAAGAAGGAGUGCAGAGUGAUAAUAUACUGCGUCCUAACAAGAGGUUGAACCGGAGGCCCCUGCUGUUAUAUUUGCUCUCUUCGGGCUUUUUCCCGACUCUGCCUUCUUCCGCAAAGACAAAGAGUAAAAACCCUUAUGAUGAAAGACGGUUGCUUGAACAGAACAAGCGGAUACAAAGAGACAACAAUGCACCUGAAGAUUUUCCUAACUUUGUUAGAGAAGGUUUUGAAGUGAAGGUGGUGACAUCGGAUAAUUAUGUUAAGAGAGAUUCAGGGCUUAUCUAUCGGGAUUUUCAAGUCGGUCAAGGGGACUGCCCAAAGUCUGGUCAGCAGGUGACUUUCCAUUACGUGGGCUACAACGAGUCAGGGCGUCGUAUCGACAGCACAUACUUGCAGGGGGCUCCUGCAAAAAUCCGAAUGGGUACUAAUGCAUUGGUUCCAGGGUUUGAGGAAGGUAUUCGAGACAUGAGGCCUGGAGGGAAGAGGAGAAUAAUCAUACCUCCUGAACUCGGACCCCCUGUGGGGCCUUCAACAUUUUUCAGCUCGAAGCAGUUUGAAGUUUUUGAUGUGGAGCUGGUCAGCAUUCAGAACUGCCAGAGGAGGACGAUAGGCUUCUAUUCUGAUGUGGUGUGCAAUUGAGAGGAGGAAGUUUGUACGUUGCUAUUUGUUGAUAUACUUUUUUCAGUCUGCCCCACCGGGUAUUUAGUAGCCCUCAUGAGUACUGACUAAUACAAGUUCGAGCCGGGUAUUUGUUGAUGUACUUUUGGGCCAGUUAUGCAAAUUUUAGGCCGCUACUUUAAGUUUGUUCUUUCCCAUAGUUGGAAAGUCGGAAAAAUUUGUUCUGAUCCACUGUAGUGUACGGAAACAAUUUUUCUAGGACAGAAACAAAACAUUUUGGAAUUUUGGAACAGAUGAGGUCUGAUUGUUGUGCUCUGAGGAACUGUUGACUCUAAGAUUUUUUUUUAUUA
Molecule: messenger RNA, 1220 nt
Organism: Punica granatum (pomegranate)
Lineage: Eukaryota; Viridiplantae; Streptophyta; Magnoliopsida; Myrtales; Lythraceae
Source: RefSeq, a predicted model, not a curated record